CAGUUGGCGGGACGGAACAGGCGGACAGAACUGAACGUCCUAACCUCUCGUCUCUCCAAAACGUGGCCGCGAUUGUCAAUACUCAGCGAUUAUUCGAGGUCGUUUAAGUCCUUCCGGUGAGGCGCACGCGUGUAUUCGUGCGAUUGUAAACUAACGUGAUAUUCGGCUCUCUCGAGCGUUUAAUCCUCUAUCGCGACACGAUUGAUAUAUGUAAAUAUAGUCCGAUAGCUGAACAAGAUAACCUAAUCUGCGAACAGUUAGCUCGCGUAUAUAUGCGAAUAUGUCGAAAAAAGGUUGAAAUAUGAACGUCAUUUUGAUUUCUACGAGCUAAACCAUGAGUCUUUAUUGGGAUAUAUCUGACGAAGCAUAACUCUUUGAUUUUUCUGGACUUCUUGUAUUCAAAAGGAAACUGAUGGAAUCGACGAGAAAGAACGUUUCUUCGGGGAGUCAACUGAGAGAACAGGAUGGAAAAGGCAAAUGUCAGAAUUGUGAUACCGGUGAUAUUCAAGAAAAAAUGAAGAAAGUGGACGUGAAAACGUCUUCACCUACCAGUCUAUUGGCCAAAAACACUUUGAUAUUACCUACUGGAGUCAUUAGACCCGAGCGAGUGCAAGCAAAAACUGAAACAAUGCCCUCGUCUGGAUCUGCUACCGGAAACCCACGAAAUAAGACAGCCUUAGCACCGGGGCAUAGUCUGAUGGAUUGGAUCCGUUUGGGUAACUCGGGAGUUGAUUUAACCGGAGUCGGUGGUGUACCACGGGUUGUAACAUUAUCUGAGCUUGCUAAUCAUAAUAAGCAAACUGACGCUUGGAUCGCGAUACGUGGAGUGGUAUUCAAUGUUACGCGUUAUAUGGAUUUCCAUCCGGGAGGAGUCGAUGAAUUGAUGAGAGGCGUUGGGAAGGACGCUACGAAGUUAUUCGAAAACGUUCACGCUUGGGUGAAUUAUCAGAGCAUUCUACAAAAAUGUGUCGUUGGCAGAUUAAGCCGCGGCGCUUCUUCCACGUCGAGCACUUCUUCCAUAACGGAAAAGUCGGUUUCGAGUGUGAACAACCGUUCGUCCGUGACGUUAGAUCUAAGCAAAAGUUCCACUGCACAAAAGACAGCUGAAGAAAACUCUAUAGAUUCAUUUAAUGUAAAUAUGGAUUGGCGGCAAACAUCUAACUCCAUCACACUCUUUUAUCAAACUAUACGCGACUAUCCUGGAGUAUAUUAUCAAUUGCAAAGAUUAAGUGAUUCAAAGCUCAUUUUCAAGCUUAUUUUCGAAAAGCUCAUUAUUAUCGAUGAGCUUGAAUUAAUUGCAGAUGUGGAAUGGCCGCCAAUGUGUAAAAGGGAUUUCGAUAUAAUGCAGGUAGAUUUUACGUUCACAAAAAAGAUUAAAGAUAUUUGGAAAUCUCAGGGAAACCAUACGUUAUUGCGAGAAUCAAUCACGAACAAACGCACGUACAGAGAGUACAAAGUACUCAGUAAUACACCUCUUUGCAAACUAGUUAAUUUUUUAGUCUUGCGUGCGACGGAUUUUCUAGAACUAAUUCCCAUUGGUAGACACAUAGAAGUUAAAAUGAAUGUAAUGGGAAUGGAAGUAUCAAGGUCAUAUACGCCUGUCCCACCGUGCCUUCAUCCUGAAGAUAUGGCGCCAAAUUACAAGCCAGAUUGUAUUUGCUUAAUGAUAAAGCGAUAUCCAAAUGGUGCACUCAGUCCGUCCAUCACUAAAUUACAACCUGGCCAAAUUCUUACAAUGAGCAAUGGUUUAGGUGCCUUUGUAACCGAAUCUUUCGAUCGGUAUUCUGUCAUUCAUAUGCUAGCAGGUGGAACGGGUUUAACUGUAAUGUUAGGAAUAAUUCAGCGAGCAUUAGCAAGACGCAGCGUAACAUUAAUCAAUCUUCUAAACUUCAAUAAGGACGAAGACAAUAUGUUUUAUGUGGCACAACUUGACAAAGUGUCUGCAGAGAAGAAAUUUAAAGUUACGCACAUCCUUUCACAAGCAGGAGAUAAGUGGGAAGGUAGAUGCGGUACUGUAUCAGAUGAAUUAUUGAAGGAAUUGGUUGGCGAGUGUUCAUCGGAGGGAUGUGUAUUUACAUGUGGACCAAAAGGAUUUAUGCUAUCUGCAAAAAAGUGUAUUGAGAGACUUGGUUGGAAGCCUCAUCAAACAUAUGAAUUCGACGAAUAAUCGUCUGCAUUGAAAGUAUAUGUGCCGAAUAUGUGUUUUCUUUCUUUCUAGAGGCCUAAUAAAAAGAGAUACUCCUGUACCUGUUGAAUCACAUUUAGUCAAAUGUUAGUACAGAUGUUCUGGUGAUAGCCAUGUGGACUGUAAUGUGUCUAUAACCAAUGUGUAUUUUUCUGAAAUAAUGAAGAUUUCUAAGCACUUUUACUCCCGUCUCCGCCCAUAACGGUACAUUAUUAGCUAUGAAAGAUUGUAAUAUACACACUGUCUGUAAAGUAGAUUUACCUUUAUGUAAUUUUGCAAUUGUAUUGCAAUCAGGAAAUAGAGAUAAAUUGUUAUGCAAUUUAGGUAAAAGAUCUCUUUUAUAUAAUUUUAUUAUGAUUUUUGAAAUCAUUGUUUUGUAUCUGUUGCAGAGAAAAUGUUUCGUUAAAAAGAUUAUCCUUAUUAAAAUGAAUAUUUGCCAAGAAAUCAAAUGAUAAUUUUUGACACUUUUAAUUCAGUUUUCCUGAAAUAUAUCUUAUUUUUUGCAUAUAGAAACGCAAUUCAAAAAUAUGUGUUGAAUAUUGAUACAUACUAUGACAUGGUUGUUAUUUUGUUCUGGUAUGACUGAUGACGGUAUGAUGAGGUUUUUUCAUGCUAAUUAGCACAUAACAGCAAAGGUACUAAUUUUAAUUUUAUAUUAACGGUUGAACUACAACCAUACAUGUUACAUGCAUAUCUUUUCUAUGAGGGUUUUUAAAUGCCCAUUAUAUAAUGCACAAUUAAAUAAGCGGAUAAAAAUGCAAUGAGAGUAAUUUUAUGCGGAAUUUAUUCUUCGAUUAUAAUUAUAGAAUUUUGUAUAUUUCUCUUUUACAUAAGAUGAGUGAUUUUAUUAAUACGUAUUAUUUAUUGUUAAUACGUAUCGUUGGUGUUUUAUUUAUGUAAAUAUAUAUAU
Messenger RNA from Formica exsecta, 3095 nucleotides. RefSeq names its product cytochrome b5 reductase 4. Bases 413 to 2167 code for a protein of 584 amino acids. The transcript has 11 exons. Lineage: Eukaryota; Metazoa; Arthropoda; Insecta; Hymenoptera; Formicidae. Gene Ontology annotation, cellular component: endoplasmic reticulum. Gene Ontology annotation, molecular function: oxidoreductase activity; heme binding. The record is from RefSeq and is a predicted model, not a curated record. Gene Ontology annotation, biological process: generation of precursor metabolites and energy; superoxide metabolic process.